This is a messenger RNA of Cydia strobilella, 874 nucleotides long. RefSeq names its product tissue factor pathway inhibitor-like. Lineage: Eukaryota; Metazoa; Arthropoda; Insecta; Lepidoptera; Tortricidae. The coding region runs from base 71 to 874 and encodes 267 amino acids. Gene Ontology annotation, molecular function: serine-type endopeptidase inhibitor activity. The record is from RefSeq and is a predicted model, not a curated record. The transcript is spliced from 5 exons.
UUAUAGGGAUAUAAAUUUGGUCCACCUUUUAUUGUAUUCGCCAGUUGAGUUUAGAUAUCAAUAUAUAAGCAUGCAUUUUCGCCGUUGUUUCGUCGUAUUGGGAAUGGUUGUUCGUUUGCUUGAUGGAAAUAUGAUCACAAUGACUUCUCAACCAGAAGCACCUUCGGACGACACGACACCAUCAGUAGAAGUAGAACUGACCAUGGCUUCAAAGAGAGAAGCGACUUCGGCGCGGCCUACAACAUUGAUGAGGAGGAUAGAUGUACGAAAAUCAGAUUAUAAUGUUGAACAUACUACAGAUAUAUUUCAAAGGAGUGCACGGAAAUUCUUUAGCCACAUGGGAGGCGGACGCUUCGAUCAAAUGUGGAAAUGGGAUUAUUGGUGCAUGCUGCAACCGAAAACUGGCGACUGCGGAAAUAACAGAACAAAAUACUACUACAACACGCAGCUAGAUCAGUGUUUGCCGCAUGUGUUCUCUGGAUGCAGCACAAAAAACAACAAAAACCAAUUCGAGUCGAUCGAGGAGUGCUAUAACCAUUGCAAAGGAACUGCACUCAUGCCGGCGAGCCUCCCAGCUAACAUAGAUAUUUGUAAGCUUCAGCCCGUGUCUGGGCGAUGUCUGGGUCAUUUUACAAAGUUCUAUUACGACGUAAACGAAAAGGUUUGCAAAUCGUUCGUGUAUGGGGGUUGUGCCGGCAACGAGAACAACUUCGAAAGAGAACUGCUGUGUCGUAACCGAUGUCGGCAGAAGUGGGCCGAGCCAAACGAGACACAGGUCCCGCAGGACUACGAACAGGUGGAGAACCCACAGGGUCCACAGGACUACGAACAGGUGGACGAGGCCAUGGACAGAAACACGCGUCCACCAUCAUAA